Closterium sp. Yama58-4 is the source of this 858-nucleotide messenger RNA. The record is from the annotation of a GenBank genome assembly. NCBI's taxonomy places the organism in Eukaryota, Viridiplantae, Streptophyta, Zygnematophyceae, Desmidiales, Closteriaceae.
AUGCUCCUCUCCUUCACACCCCUUCUCUGCUCCUCUCCUUCACACCCCUUCUCUGCAUCUCUCCUCUUCUUCCCCCCUUCUGUUAUUCCCCCCUUCUCUGCUUUCCCCCCUUCUCUUCGUACCCCCUCCUCUGCUUACCCCCUUCUCUGCAUUUCUCCUUCACACCCCUUCUCUGCAUCUCUCCUUCACACCCCUUCUCUGCAUCUCUCCUUCACACCCCUUCUCUGCAUCUCUCUUUCACACCCCUUCUCUGCAUCUCUCCUUCACACCCCUUCUCUGCAUCUCUCCUUCACACCCCUUCUCUGCAUCUCUCCUUCACACCCCUUCUCUGCAUCUCUCCUUCACACCCCUUCUCUGCAUCUCUCCUUCACACCCCUUCUCUGCAUAUCUUCUUCACACCCGUUCUCUGCAUCUCUCCUUCACACCCCUUCUCUGCAUCUCUCCUUCACACCCCUUCUCUGCAUCUUUCCUCUUCUUCCCCCUUCUCUUCUUACCCCCUCCUCUACUUACCCCCUCCUCUUCUUACCCCCUCCUCUUCUUACCCCCUCCUCUUCUUACCCCCUCCUCUUCUUACCCCCUCCUCUUCAUACCCCCUUCUCUUCUCACCCCCUUCUCUUCUCACCCCCUUCUCUUCUCACCCCCUUCUCUUCUUCCCCCCUUCUCUGCCGCUUCCCCCUUCUCUGCCGCUUCUCCCCUUCUCUGCCGCUUCCCCCUUCUCUGCCGCUUCCCCCUUCUCUGCCGCUUCUCCCCUUCUCUGCCGCUUCUCCCCUUCUCUGCUGCUUCACCUCUUCUCCCCUUAGAAACUUUCCUUGGCAGCGGCCCUUUGCAGCUGUCUUAGAAGCCCUAAGACCUUCAUAA